Acaulospora colombiana is the source of this 471-nucleotide messenger RNA. Lineage: Eukaryota; Fungi; Glomeromycota; Glomeromycetes; Diversisporales; Acaulosporaceae. The record is from the annotation of a GenBank genome assembly.
AUGCAGCGAAAAAGGGAUAACGCGUGUCGUGUACUCGUUAACAAGUCAAACCCACACCCACAACGCGUUCAAGUCCAAGAGAUAGAGAGGAUGAGCGAGUGGUCAGAGUUCAAAAAACUGGCAAGGACACAUCGGCGAUCCGACAAGCAGGCCCCACCCAAAAGCCAAACUUUUAGCCAUCGCGGCGUGGCGUUGGCUGACAAAGCAACAUCACCACCUGGCACCAGAGCUGAAUGGGAUACCAUGAGGUUGAUGACAAAUAAAGCAAGAGAUGGGAUGAUGGGUUUAUUGGUAGUGAAGGUGGAGAAUGGCCGGUGUCGAGAGAGUGGGAUGAGAGAGUAUUGGUUUACUCAGUGGUGGUCGACGAGGCGUAAGCUCGGCAAACAGGUCGCCCGAAUCCAACCUGUCCCUCUCCUCCCUCCUCCUUCUUAUGCACACCCGCAUGAUGCUCCACGCGACUCCCAUCCUUUC